Molecule: messenger RNA, 4896 nt
Organism: Oncorhynchus masou masou (cherry salmon)
Lineage: Eukaryota; Metazoa; Chordata; Actinopteri; Salmoniformes; Salmonidae
Product: metal transporter CNNM3-like
Exons: 12
Coding region: 335-2623 (762 amino acids)
Biological process (GO): transport; magnesium ion homeostasis; intracellular manganese ion homeostasis
Cellular component (GO): cytoplasm; plasma membrane
Molecular function (GO): transmembrane transporter activity
Source: RefSeq, a predicted model, not a curated record
ACAUUUGGCUGGAAGCUGACUUGUUAAGACUCCCAAACAAAUAUGGGCGUGGUACAAUCCAAUUUUUUUGAUUGGGUGUCAUCAGCCAUAGAGACUCAUUGGUUAAUUUUCGAGAAGGCGUUUUAAAAAGAAAAGAGGAAUUUACGUCCAUUGCGGCUCCAAACGAGAGCAUUGGACGACACGAAGCUUAUUCACUUUCUCCCCAAAAUGGCGUCGAAAGGGAACCAGUUUCUUUCUGAGCGCUGUGUGGCUUGCAGAGCCUCAGUGGGCGGGCAGCUGCGACACUGGCAGACAGUCACAUGAUUCGCGCAAAGCCCAGCUGCCCAAUUCCAAUAUGGUGGCCAGCUUGGCAGACCUACGGUUCUUGUUGAUGAUAUUAUUGCUCUGCUGGAGGAUCAGGGACGGCGCCUGCACCCAGCAAGCCCCGUGGGUUCUGGGGCUGCGACUGGAGGACCCAGACGGCCAGGUGUAUAUGAAGGAGCGGAUCAUCUCUGCGCCGCAAGGGGCCAGUUUCAAGCUCCGGCUGUUCGGUUGGGAUCUAAAUGGGACCUGGCCGUGGGUGGCGUUCGCUGGAACAAGACAGGAGGAGACCGGGGUGGUGGAGGAUGCAGCUGACCCGUGCGAGCAAGAGACCCGCCGUGUCUCCGCCGCCUUCCAGGUCACUGGGGAGUUCACAGCGGACGAGGAGUACAGCGGGUUGAUAACGGUACAGACGCGGGACAAGAGCAGCAUCUCUCCCGCUGCAUCCUCCACGGGAGGAGGGGAUGAUGCCAACCCUACCUACCACCACCACCACCUGUGCGUGAUGAAGAACGGAAGCUGGGUUUCGGUGGGACCGGACAGGUUGCAGAUCAACAACGACGCAGGUCUCCCGGCAGACUACAUCCCUCCGUGGGGUAUGGCGGUGCUGAUCGUGCUGCUGAUCCUGGUGUGCGGGGUACUGAGGAGUGUGAACCUCAGCCUGUUGUGGCUGGACCCCCUGGAGCUCUACGUGUUCCACAGCUGCGGCUCCGAGGAGGACAAACGGGCCGCCAAGCGCCUCGAGCCAAUCCGGAGACGAGGCAACUGCCUGGUGUGUUCUCUGCUGUUCCUGUGCGCUCUGGGCCACUCGGUUCUCGGUGUGCUACUCUACAGGGUCCUGGGUUCCAUAGCGCCCGCCGUCUUCACCAGCGGGUUCCUCAUCUUCCUGGUGUCAGAACUUGUUCCCCACAUAGUGUGUUCUGGCUACGGCUUCCAGCUAGCCCCAGGCUUCACCUGGCUGGCACAGGUGUGUAUGGUGCUGACGUGCCCACUGUCGUGCCCGCUGGGCCUGGUGCUGGACCUGGUGUUGAGACGUGACAUCAGCACCUGCGGUGUGAGGGAGAGGGCUAUGGAGCUGAUCCGCACCAACGUCAAUGAUCCCUACAGUGAGUUUGUGAAGGAGGAGUUUAGCCGUGGUGCACUGCGCAGGAAGACCGUGGAGGACAUCCUGACUCCACUGAACGACUGUUUCAUGCUGCCGUCCACCGCUGUGCUGGACUUCUCCACCAUGUCAGAGAUCAUGCAGAGUGGAUACACACGAGUCCCCAUCUAUGAAGAGGAGAAGUCCAACAUCGUGGAGAUCUUGUUCGUGAAGGACCUGGCUCUGGUCGAUCCUGACGACUGUACUCCCAUGACGACCAUCACCAAGUUCUACAAUCACCCACUGCACUUUGUCUUCAAUGACACUAAACUGGACGCCAUGCUGGAGGAGUUCAAGAAAGGAAACUCUGCCCUGGCUAUCGUUCAGAAGGUGAACAAUGAGGGGGAGGGGGAUCCCUUCUACGAGGUGCUGGGAUUGGUCACCUUGGAGGAUGUCAUCGAGGAGAUCAUCAAAUCAGAGAUCCUGGAUGAGUCAGACGGCUACAUGGACAUGAAGGUGAAGCGUCCCAUGGCCCCUCUGGAGAUUCCUCUGGAGCCUCGCAGUGUCCACCAAGAGUUCUCUCUGUUCAAACUCCCAGAGGGAGAACCCAAGAUCCGCACCUCACCUCAGCUACUGCUGGCCACACACCGCUUCCUCUCCAGAGAGGUAGAGCACUUCAGUCCAGCCCGCGUGUCAGAGAAGGUGUUGUUCCACCUGCUCCGUCACCCCAGUGUCAACCAGGAAGUUCACUUUGACCCCUCCAACCGCCUGAGCCCCGACCACUACCUCUACACACGCAACCACCCCGUAGACUACUUCAUACUGCUACUACAGGGGCGUGUGGAGGUUGAAAUCGGUAAAGAGGGCUUGAAGUUUGAAAACGGAGCGUUCACAUACUACGGUGUGUCUGCACUCACAGCGCCAACCUCAGUGCCCCAGUCUCCAGUUUCGACCCAGCGUCGUCCUCCCAGGGAUCCAUUUGAGAUGGGAGACGCCACCAGCCCGUCCAGCUACUGUCCUGACUACACCGUCCACGCCCUCACUGAUCUGCAGCUCAUACGGGUGACUCGGAUGCAGUACCUGAAUGCUUUGAUGGCGUCGCGUGUUUGCCAGAGCCCAGAAUCUCCUGAGAUCAAGAUCCUGCCUAACAGUCAGACCAAGCUGCUCAACGAGAGGAACACUGUCACACAAGGUGGCAGUAAAUCCCAGGAAAGUUCAACGGAAGAGGAGGCUCAUGGGUAAUGAAGUUCUCUCUGUCAGAACUAUGUGUUACUCAGACAACCAACAAGGAGGCUUUUUUAAAAAUAUCUAUUUUUAUCCGUGAAUCUCUUAUCUCUGGAAUGCAGUAAUUGGACCUGGCUGGAGUGAGCAUCUGUGUGAGUGGUGUGUGUGGCUACUGCACUAUCCUCAGCCGUUUUCCUCAUUCAUUGUACGUUUCGCAUUCAUGCCAAUCGUGUGUGUGCACCUCUCCUCCCUGUUGUAAAUUAGCCUCCUUUGCCUAAAAGUUACAUUGCCUGUUCCUUCAUUAUUAGCUGUGUGCCAAAGCAACUCACGUCAACGCCCUGUGUGUGUUGUCACAACCCGUCCAUCCAAGCAUUAGACACAGGUUGGUCAAAAAAAGCCACUUUUCACAGAAAUGUGUACACUGCUUUUGGUGAUUUGCUUUAGUUGUUUGAUUAUGCGUCCAUAUUUUAUUUGAUACACUCCCACAUAUUUGUCUACCUAGACCUAAUGGAAGGCCUGUAUACAGUAUAUCAGGAGACCUUGGAACUGUUUUCUCUAGUUAAAGGGCUACAUCACCCAACAGUAAAGAAACAAAUAUGUAUUUGAAAAUAUUCAUACAAUCCCUUUAAGAGAGCUGAUGCAACGCUUGUGUCCAUUCCUUUGCACAGUCACUGUUUAGCUUCAGGUCUGAGCUGUGAUGAGAGUGGUAGGUGUGUGUGUGCAUGCCCUCUCCCAUUUGACCUCUCUUAUGGCGUGCCAACUCUGACCCAGUCUGCUUUCAUGCAUUCCUUUUGUUUGGCCAAGUUGCCAUAGAGACAAUCACAAUCCCCUUUAUUCACUCAGUAUAUUUACCUAGACACCAUACCCAGACACCAUACAGAAUAGAUAAAACAGACACAAGUCCACAUAGACACCAUACAGAAUAGACAGUGUGUUUGUGUCUGUCACAUCUAAAGCACCUUGUUGAUUUCCUCAUCCUUGAUAGCCGAAUAGGUUGAGUUCCAUUAACAUUCCACACACACACAGAAGUGGUGUGUGUGUGUGUGUGUGCGCGCGCGCGCGACUCUUUCAGGAAACUCAAUUUCCCAUGUUGCAGUGUAACUACCCAUGUGUGCAGGGAAUACAUAUGUUACCCACUGCCCUGUGGAGUCAGGAAACGCCUAGAUAAAGGCCUGGUCCAGAAUCAACCCCUUGGUCCUUCCCCUGGCCCCUAGUUGUCUACCCUUUGCUCCUAGGCUCUAGCCUUUAGUGUAAACAGAUCUGAUGAAAAGGUGAUGGCAGCACCCAUCUGGUUCCUUCAGAUCUGCUAACAUAGGGGUUUGGAAUGGGGAUAGGAGUCAUUGGAGUGGGGAAUGGGGAUAGGAGUCAUUGGAAUGGGGAUAGGAGUCAUUGGAGUGGGGAAUUGGGAUAGGAGUCAUUGGAGUGGGGAAUUGGGAUAGGAGUCAUUGGAGUGGGGAUAGGAGUCAUUGGAGUGGGGAUAGGAGUCAUUGGAGUGGGGAUAGGAGUCAUUGGAGUGGGGAUAGGAGUCAUUGGAGUGGGGAAUGGGGAUAGGAGUCUUUGGCGUGAACCAGAGACUCUACCAGGGUUAUAUUCAUUAGUGCACACUGUAGCAAAAUGUUUUGAAACGGAAAACAAAAAUAAACUUUUCUUAUUGGACAAGUCUAGGUAGUCCCUCCCUGUUUCAGUACGUUUUCUUCCGUUUGAUGCUUAAUGAAUACGACCCAUGUUUUCCAGCAACCAUGUUAGGGGUUGGCUAUUUUGGCGGCCAUCUUGGUUACCUCAGCAGUCGUUCUCCACCCCAUAAAGCGUUUUUGUAGUUGAUCUAAUUAAUGACAUGUGCUAAGACAAGGGAUUAACUAUGUAAUUCAAAGUAAAUUUUCCAUCUGUUUUAACAAUGUUGUACUGUUGGUUAUGUUUCAAGUCCAUUUUAUAUUGUAUUAAAAGACAAUGUAUAUUGUAAAAAAGGUCAUUACUUAUGCUACUUAUAUUGUUUGGGAGAAAUGGUUUUUUCGAUGGGGGUAGAAAACUGUAUAUUAAUAUAUAUAUGCUUAUCUAGAGAGAAUAUGAAUCAAGGGUGCAGAUUUAAACUCAUAGUUUUCAGGUACAAAUGUAGAAUACUGUUACCAUGAUGAUGAGAACCAGACCAGCUCUAGUUUCUCUCCAGGAAUUUUUUGUAUAGAUUUUUUUUUCCAAUUCUUCUCUGGAAGCUGAGAGUUGUGUGUGCAGAGAACAUUGCAUUGAACUAUUUCAAUAUCUGCUGUUUGUUAGUAAAUAAACCCAGUCCUUGUAUA